UGAAAUAUAUCUUCUUUCUUGUUUUGUACUUCUAAACUCCAUGAAUGCUAGGCAAGCUCAAACUCUGCGUGUAUUCGAUAGCCUUACGCCCGACGUCAUUCUAACCCUCAUUGCAAAAACAACAUCUGUCUCCCAAACGCAGCAAGUUCAUGCUCAUAUCCUCAAAACUGGCCAUUCCAAUGAUACCCAUUUCAUCAACAAGCUCCUUUCCCUGUACGCCAACUACAAUUGCUUUGCUAAUGCAGAAUCUCUUCUCCAUUCGCUUCCCAACCCCAAUAUCUUCUCUUUCAAAUCUCUCAUUCACGCUUCUUCAAAAUCCAAUCUUUUUAGUUACACCCUUGUUUUAUUUUCUCGGUUAUUAUCAGCGUGCAUUUUACCUGAUGUACAUGUACUUCCUAGUGCUAUUAAAGCGUCUGCUGGGUUAUCGGCGUCGGAAGUUGGGAAACAAAUUCAUGGGUAUGGAUUAACAACUGGGUUGGCGUUAGAUUCGUUUGUUGAAGCUUCUUUGGUUCAUAUGUAUGUAAAAUGUGACAGGUUGAGAUGUGCACGUAAGGUGUUUGAUAAAAUGCUUGAACCGGAUGUGGUUUCUUGGAGUGCUUUAACUGGUGGUUAUGCAAAAAAAGGAGAUGUUGUUAAUGCUAAAAUGGUGUUUGAUGAAGCUGGGAAGUUGGGUAUUGAGCCGAAUCUUGUUUCGUGGAAUGGUAUGAUUGCGGGGUUUAAUCAGAGUGGACGUUAUUCGGAGGCAGUUUUGAUGUUUCAGAGGAUGAAUUCUGAAGGGUUUAGGAGUGACGGGACGAGUAUUUCGAGUGUUCUUCCUGCAAUAAGUGAUUUGGAGGAUCUCAAGAUGGGGGUUCAAGUUCAUAGUCAUGUGAUUAGGACGGGUUUUGAGUCUGAUAACUGUAUUAUCAGCGCGUUAAUUGAUAUGUAUGGAAAGUGUAGGUGUACCACGGAGAUGUCACUGGUCUUUGAAGGGGCAGAGGAAAUGGAUUUGGGUGGUUUUAAUGCUUUGGUAGCUGGGCUAUCACGGAAUGGUCUUGUUGAUGAGGCUUUCAAAGUCUUCAAAAAGUUAAAGCGCAAAGUGAAGGAAUUGAAUGUGGUCUCGUGGACUUCGAUGAUUUCUUCCUGCUCGCAACAUGGCAAAGACCUUGAGGCGCUAGAGAUUUUUAGAGAAAUGCAAUUGGCUAGGGUGAGGCCAAACUCUAUAACGAUUUCUUGUUUGCUUCCAGCCUGUGGCAAUAUUGCUGCAUUAGUACAUGGAAAGGCAACACAUUGCUUCUCUCUGAGAAAUUGUUUUUCAGAUGAUGUCUAUGUCAGUAGUGCAUUAAUAGAUAUGUAUGCCAAUUGUGGGAGGAUUCAGUUGGCUCGCAUCAUUUUUGACUGGAUGCCAGUACGUAAUUUGGUUUGUUGGAAUGCAAUGAUCAGUGGAUACGCAAUGCAUGGAAAGGCUAAGGAAGCUAUUGAAAUCUUUGACUUAAUGCAAAGAAGUGGCCAGAAACCUGACUUCAUUAGUUUCACCAGUGUUUUAUCUGCAUGCAGCCAAGCAGGCCUUACAGAACAAGGGCAACAUUACUUCGAUUCUAUGUCUAGAGUUCAUGGACUUGAGGCCAGAGUGGAGCACUAUGCUUGUAUGGUGAGCCUUCUUGGUCGUGCAGGAAAGCUCAAAGAAGCCUAUAACAUGAUUUCCACAAUGCCAAUUGAACCAGAUGCAUGUGUUUGGGGUGCUUUACUAAGUUCUUGUAGAAUACAUCGUACUAUGAGUUUAGGCGAGAUUGCUGCUAAUAAACUAUUUGAACUUGAACCCAAGAAUCCUGGAAACUACAUUCUACUAUCCAAUAUUUAUGCGUCUAACAACAGAUGGAAUGAAGUAGACAAGGUGAGGGACAUGAUGAAACUUGUAGGCUUGAGUAAAAAUCCUGGAUGUAGUUGGAUUGAAAUUAAAAACAAAGUUCACAUGCUAUUAGCAGGAGAUGAUUUACAUCCUCAAAUGCCACAGAUUAUGGAAAAGUUGCGAAAAUUAAGCAUGGACAUGAAGAAUUCAGGUGUUUCACAUAAUACGGAAUUUGUUUUGCAAGAUGUUGAAGAACAGGACAAGGAGUUGAUCUUGUGUGGGCAUAGUGAGAAGUUGGCUGUAGUUUUAGGAAUUUUGAACACUAACCCAGGGACUCCUCUAAGAGUCAUAAAGAACCUUAGAAUUUGUGGGGACUGCCAUGCCUUUAUCAAAUUCAUGUCCAACUUUGAAGGGAGAGAAAUUUAUGUUAGAGACGCAAACCGUUAUCAUCACUUCAAUGAAGGUGUCUGCUCAUGUGGAGAUUAUUGGUGAUUGAGAUUUGUAAUCUUGAGAAGUUCUUCGAGAGUUGAGAGUACCUGAAAGCAGGAUGUUAGUGAAUCCAGUUGUGGGGAGGAUGCAACAAACCAGUUGCAUUUAUACAAAAUUGGAACUGAACAGCCAAGUUUAACCCUAGUGUCUGAAUCCAACAAUCCAAGCAGCUUUAAUCAACUCUGCUUUCAUAAUCUCAUCCAAAUUGGUGUGUUUGACCUCUGAUGCCUAAAGUUCUUUCCUUUCAUAGCAAAUGA
Molecule: messenger RNA, 2574 nt
Organism: Solanum dulcamara
Lineage: Eukaryota; Viridiplantae; Streptophyta; Magnoliopsida; Solanales; Solanaceae
Product: pentatricopeptide repeat-containing protein At1g20230
Exons: 1
Coding region: 41-2320 (759 amino acids)
Biological process (GO): RNA modification
Molecular function (GO): protein binding; zinc ion binding; RNA binding
Source: RefSeq, a predicted model, not a curated record